AUGUCUCCUAGUAACAUCGCUCACGGCAAUCCCAAGGAAGGACAUGACGCCCAUCCUCAGCCGGACCACAUAAUCCCUCCUGGGGAUGACCACGUUGUCCAUCCUGAGCAUCCCGACAGCGCCCACAUCGACGUGCUCAAGAAUGUGAUUGGCGAGCAUGUUCCAAAUAGCAACAAGGUCGUCGUUCGAGGUGUGACCCAGCACAAUACCAUUCCGUUCAACGUGAUCCUAUACAAUUACCUUGAUAUAAGCGGUAGCAUCAAUGGCCAGGACCUGGACGUCGACAUCGUCGUUAACCUCAUUAUUCCUAUCAUCGGUAAGCGUGAAAUCGGCAAGAUUCACGGAAACGUCCGAGACGGCCUCACCCUGAAUGUCAAUGUCCACCGCAUCGCCACUGGGAAGAUUACUUUCAAGCUGGAGCACAAGAACCAGUUGUGGGCAGACGUUGCGCUGAAGACCGAAGUUGGAAACUGGAACAAGAGCGAACACUUAAUUGACGGUAUGGUCACCUGUUUGGAUGAAUAUUUGGUUUACUGA
Fibroporia radiculosa is the source of this 537-nucleotide messenger RNA. RefSeq lists its product as uncharacterized. The coding region runs from base 1 to 537 and encodes 178 amino acids. The record is from RefSeq and is a predicted model, not a curated record. Lineage: Eukaryota; Fungi; Basidiomycota; Agaricomycetes; Polyporales; Fibroporiaceae. The transcript is spliced from 3 exons.